Messenger RNA from Chaetomium strumarium, 1241 nucleotides. RefSeq names its product regulator of Vps4 activity in the MVB pathway-domain-containing protein. The record is from RefSeq and is a predicted model, not a curated record. Lineage: Eukaryota; Fungi; Ascomycota; Sordariomycetes; Sordariales; Chaetomiaceae. Gene Ontology annotation, biological process: protein transport. The transcript is spliced from 2 exons. Bases 81 to 1004 code for a protein of 307 amino acids.
CUAGACGAUACCCAAGUUUCUAGCUUCAAAACUCGCCGGAUAAUCUGAACCUUCGUCGCCACUUUUACCGACCUCUCAAUAUGCCUCCGUCACCCUCCUCCGGUCUCGUGGCCAAAAUCAAAGUCCAACUCAAACUAGCCAUUGCCAGGCUGCGUAUGGUGCAGAAACGCGACGAGGCCCUCGCCAAAACCCAGCGCCGCGCCAUGGCCCAGCUGCUCGAGCAAGGCAAGACCGACUCGGCGCGCAUCCGCGUCGAGAAUAUCAUCCGCUCCGAUAUCAUCACCGAGCUGCACGAGAUUCUAGAGCUCUACUGCGAGCUGCUCCUCGCCCGCGCAGGGCUGCUCGAUGCCUCGCCUACCUGCGACCCUGGCUUAGAAGAGGCCGUCAAGAGCAUCCUCUACGCUGCGCCCAAGACAGAGAUCAAAGAGCUGCAGCAGGUCAGGGCCCUGUUGGCGGAGAAGUUUGGCAAGGAUUUUGUGCUGCAGGCGAUGGAGAAUACUGACGGGAAGGUCAGCGAGCGGGUCGUGCGCAAGUUGAGCGUCGCGCCGCCAAGGGAGGAGCUCGUGCAGGGGUACCUGGAGGAGAUCGCCCGGGCGUAUGGGGUGGACUGGCCGCCGAGGAAGGAAGCUGAACCUGCUGAGGACCUGGGAGAGCCGCCUGAUUUUAUAGGCGGAGGCGAGGGCGGUGGACAGAAGCAGAAGAGCUCAGAGACGGGCCUAUUAGGAGGGAAUGACGACGUUGAGGCGCGAGAGGAGCUCAGCAAGGCAACACCACCAAGGACGUUUGGCCCUGCCAGCCCUCUACAUGUCAACCCUCCCACCCCAUCGACGGAAAAUCCUCGCCCAAAAUUGACAUUAAACAACGUGGAGCUGACACCGACGAAGAAGCCGGCGACGGCUGGGGUGACCGUGGGGAGAAGACCGACAGAAAAGAAGGGGGGUAUCGCGGACGGGAUUCCUGAUGUGGACGAGCUAGCAAAGAGGUUCGCUCAGUUGAAGAGGUAACAUGGUGCUUGGUCAUGGGAGGAAUAAUAAGUGUGUUUGAUCAGGCUUGUGUAUGCGGGGCCUUCCUUGUCUCCAUGUGCUAUCUAUCGUGUGUCUGGCAUUGGGUGGUUCACUUGCGGUUGGAGUUUGGUGUGUUUAUUCCGCCCUGUUGAGCUGGUAGUGCUUUCAGGUGUCUGGUGCAAUUUUGAAAACAUGCUUCACGCUCAUGACUACCUUACCUACUGGAUUGGACUAGUA